This is a messenger RNA of Aaosphaeria arxii CBS 175.79, 1789 nucleotides long. RefSeq lists its product as uncharacterized. The transcript has a single exon. The record is from RefSeq and is a predicted model, not a curated record. Lineage: Eukaryota; Fungi; Ascomycota; Dothideomycetes; Pleosporales. The coding region runs from base 162 to 1436 and encodes 424 amino acids.
UCCCUCUCUCAACCAGCCAGCAUAUCAUCGCUGAUCUCUACCUCCUCCGCUCAUCCCAAUCGAACGCUUUAUUAAUCGAUACCCGUCCCAUUCCGCAAUAUCAAUCUGCUGCCUCGCGGCAAUGUACAUACAUUGACCCAUAGACUACCAAUCGUUCCAAUAUGAUCCAACGACACUCCUCUCCAUACUCCAGAACAGCCAGCCCCCGGCCUGAGACAUUCAGAAAAAGAAGCAAUUCCUUCCCUCUCGUGGAUGUCCUAGGAUGCUCGACACCAGAAGCAGAGCUGAUACUUGCCGAGGGCAGAGCUGCGGUUCGAAGUCGCCUUGCUCAACAGAAAAGGCGUGGACGGAGGAAUCGAUCAGCGGACGACGACACUUUUCCUAUGAGGCCAACCGAUCAUAUCCACUACCUAGAGCAGCGCGUUCAAGUCGAAGAGCCAGACACCGGAUUCUCUGAAGCCCAAAUUCCCGACACUCGCCACGCCCGGGUAUCGUCCAACAUUACUGACAAGAGUGGCUCGACGAUAACGGGACUUGCACCACCUGUCCGAACAAUGACUUCGCCUCCUCUUUGUCCUGCCAGUCCUUUGGGAGAUUAUUCUGCCAAUCUCGCGAGGUUCAUUCAGUCUCAACUCGAAUCUAUUGCGUCGUACCAGCCAUCACCAACCUCUCCACGCUCAUGUUCAGAUCUUGCGGUGCAAGUCAAGUUGCAGCCUCGGUCACCUAUCAGUCCAACAAAGCGGCAGUCCGUCGCCCCAAACUUGAUUGACAUACCUCCUGUUCGACCUCCACUUCGUAGCCAGUUCUCUGCCUGGAGCUCCGCGGACGACAGCGAGGAUGGAGGCGACAACGAAUUAGGAUAUUCCCUAGGACCAGUGCCGACCUUGUCAUCUGUCCCUAGAUCUUGUACAGGAGCCACACCAUCGAUUUUGCAAUACUAUGAGACCGCCAACAACGCAUCCUUUUUGUUCUCCUCAACGCCACUCGAAGAGGAACACAAGGAAGGGGAGCAUCCCAAUGCCGAGGGUUUUACUUUUCCCAGUAAGCCGCCGUUAGCGGCUCACGAGACGGACCCAGGUUCCACCCAAUACGAUUCAGACUAUCCCUCAUCCGCACUCUCCUCCCGACCUCAACUCACAGCCUCAUCUGCCCCAUCUUUUACCUCUAGUUCUACGGCGUCCUAUUUCGAUUGCAAGCGUCCAAUAGCUGCUAUCCCGCCACAGGUACGGGAUCGGAUAAUCGCUGCCGUCUCUCCUCGAGAUCCAACUAAGAAGGUUGUUCAUGCCACUUCGCCAUUUGAGGGUGAUGCCCUGGCAAAUGUCCAUGAAAUCUUAAUCGAAUCUCAGCACAGGGUUCUCGUCGAUGGUCUGUCGUUCGACCUGGUGCAGAACAUGGAUGUGUCCGAUGUCGUACCGCGAGUAACGACACAAUGCUAAUCUCCCGACUAAGCAUCACAUAUCACCCUCGUGUCAAUCCCCAACAGCACGCGACAGUGCUCCAACAUUUCCUUCGCAUUCGCAAGUUGUUUUAUUACCAACUUCUUCUUUACCAGUACGGACCGAUUGCGCCUCCAAAGGAUUGGUUAUCCCGGAACAGCCGGUCUGACCUGGCUGCCGCUCCCUUGGCGCGUACUCGCAAAAGAUUAUCGUAUCCUCUUGUAAUCAUUAUUGUUUUUUCUGUUCAUGCGCACACCAUUAUUCAGCGGGGUUCGGCGUACAUGAAAGACUCUAGACUGAACACGGUCGCUGACCUGGUUUACUCGUUACGGCAAAUUUCGUUUCCUUUGUAA